AUGACACGAACAGACCCACCUGACAUCCUGGUGUCCACGGUGUACCAAGACAUCAAGGUGGCGACAGCAGCCCCUGGGGAUUCCGUUGUCUGUCAGCCCCUGGCACAAUGUGACGCCUCCAUGUCCUCCUCCCUGUCCCGCGAGCCGCAGCCCUUCAACAAGCGCCACUGUAGAAGUUUCGAUUUCAUCGAGUCGCUGGAAGAGCUGGGAAACCCCCCGGCCAUGGAGCGCGCCUGCCCGCGCCCCGGCAUGCCCGAGCCCAUGCCGGGGCCACCGGGCAGGCAGGCGCCGCCAAAGCCAGAGCCUUACAGCGGCAGAGCCCCCGCGCCGCGGACCGAGACGAAGCGCCGGGCCCGCUCCAAGAGCGCCCCGCGGGUUAAGUCCACCCUGACCCCCGUGCCCAUCACCGUGGCGGCAUCACCGCCGCCAGCCCGGCGUGGGCGGGAGGUACUGCGGGUGGCACGAGAGCCCUCCCACACUGAUCCCUCGCCGCGCCGCGAGGGCCCGAUGCCGCUGCGGGCGCUGGCCAACGAGGUUCACCCCAUCAAACUGCAGCCGCAGCGCAGCAGCGUCAGCCGUAUCUCACCGCUCUGCCUGGGCAGCAAUUGCUACGAGGAAGGGCCGGGGGCCAAGGUGGGCGCCAGCCCCCACGUCAAGUGCCGAGUGGACAUCAAGCCAGACGAGGCAGUGCUGGUGCACACGGCGCGGAGCCUGAGGGCAGCUCCAAACCGUCCGGAGCCGCCACGCUGGCCCCGCACCCCUGGGACCACCCGCAGCCUGACCGUGCCAGGGAGCCGGCAGGCAUCCACGUCCCGCACGCCCACCCCCAGCGACUCCUACAGCGGGGACCCUCCCCUGCUGCCCUACCCCGGUGAGUACUACGAGACAGACCCCCGGGCCCUGGCAUACCAGACAGUGCCGGUGCCAGCCUCACGGGAAUUCAGGGAGUACCCCGACAGAGGCUGCAUGACCUUUUCAGCCCCCGGUGUCCCAGCCAAGUUCUUCUACGCAGAGGAGUCAGCGCGGUGCCCCAGCCCUGCCAUGCCACUCCGCAGCUCUGGCUAUGCCAGCUACCCCUACCACAGCCGCCAUGCCAUGCCCCAGCCCUUCUACACCGAGGACCCGGCCAAGGCUGCUGUUCAUACGAUGCCGCCCCGGACGUUGUACGUGGAGGAGGCACGGGGUUACCCGGUGCAGGAGGCACCUGCCCGCACCUUCUAUGGGGAUGAGCCCCGCUACUAUACCCCGCGUGGGACCCCUAUCAAAACCCUGUACACUGAGGACGCUCGGACAUACCCAGCCCUCGGCUCCUCCGCCCGGCUGUUCUAUGCUGAGGACUAUGGGAAGUACCGGGAACGGGAGAUGCUGUCGCGCACGUGUCCCCCGCCCCGAAGUGCGCAGCCCCUGCACUUUGGAGACUGGUACUGCCCCGAGCGGGCCACGCUGCCCUACCAGAGCCUGCAACUGUCACGCUUCACCCCGCAACCGGCUGGGCGGGAGGCCAUGUUCUCCUCCUGGCACGCCAGCUACGGCGUGACUCCACCACGGCUCGGCCGCGAGAGCCAGCACUACUCCAAAUCCUGGGAUAAUAUCCUGGCGCCGGCAGCGCGCAGGGAGGAGGCCCUGCAGCGUGGGCGCAGCUAUGAGAACCUGCUCACCCACGAACCCCGUGCCUUAUCCCCUGAGGAACGCCGGCAGCCUGUGGUGAUCAACCUGUCAAGCUCACCCAAGCGCUACGCGGCCCUGUCCCUCUCCGAGAGCUCCAUCCUCGAGCGGGUGCACGCCAAUGGCAGCCGCGGGCCCCCAGGCCGCUCCUGGUACGUCACGCCAGAGAUCACCAUCACCGACAAUGACAUCCGUGCCGAAGGGCUGGGCCGGAGCGAGAGGCGCUCAGCCAGCUGGGACAUGCUGGAUGCGGGGAGGGAGCACGGGCCCUACGCUGUGCCCUGUGCCCCACAGCCCAGCCCCAGGGAGAGUGGCUCAGCACGCCAGCGCAGUCUGGAGCAGCUGGACGAGCUUAUCACCGACCUUGUCAUUGACUAUAAGCCAGCACCGGGCCACCGCGCCGGGGACAGGGACAGCCUCGCGGAGCAGCUCAAGCAGCUACUGAGCAGCAGCACCUCGGGCCCCCCACGGCAGGGUGAGGGCAGGCGGGUCCCUCACAAUGUGUCCGAGGGACCCCGACCCACCAAGGAGCAGCCGGGACCCAGCUCUCAUGCUGGCACCCCGCGCCGCCCACCCGCCCCACCGGCCACUGGCCCCUUUGAAAAGUCACCAGAAGACUGCUCGCCUGACCUGAGUGCUGAGGAAGACGACAUGAUGAUGUGCUCCAACGCCAAGUGCCGGCGCACAGAGACCAUGUUCAACGCCUGCCUCUACUUCAAAUCGUGCCACAGCUGCUACACCUACUACUGCUCCCGGCACUGCCGGCGUGAGGACUGGGACACGCACAAGGCCAGCUGCGUGUACGGGCGGGUGGGCAGCGUCUGCCGCCAUGUCCUGCAGUUCUGCCGUGAGAACACCGAGGUGCACAAGGCUUUCUCCCGCAUUGCCAAGGUGGGAUAUCUCUCCCGCGGCCGCGGCGUACUCUUCCUGGGGUUCCCGAAUGCGGGCUCGGCCGAGAACUUUCUCCAGUUUGGGCUGGAGAGCCUGCUGAUGUCCCCCACGUACCUGUCCCUGCGGGAGCUGGACAGCUACUCGGACAACCUGGGGGAAUAUGCCCAGGAGCUGCGGGAGACAGGCAACCAGUACGACCCCAACGAAUGUUUCCUGCUGAAUGUAACCGUGGCUGUCACCCAGAAAGUGCCAGAGAGGCCGUCACCGAAGAUGCAGGUGCCGACGGUCAGGAAAUAUGCCAAGGUGGCCUUAGCCUCCUCCAGCCCCGAGAAGAUCAUGAAGAAGGAGCGGGACAUGGAAACGUUGAUCCUGACGCCACCGCCUGGCACGGCGGACAUCGACAAGGAGGGAGAGGAGGGCCGGAAGGCACGGGAGGUCUGCUUCAUCAACAUCCAGCGGGAGCUGCGCAUCCGCGGCGUCUUCCUGCGGCACGAGUUCCCUGCUGUCUACGAGCAGCUCUGCGACUUCGUGGAGAGUAACAAGCGCUUCACCCCCACCACCAUCUACCCCAUCGACAAGAGGACGGGCAAACAGUUCAUGUGCAUGAUUAUGGCGGCCUCUGAGCCUCGCACCCUCGACUGGGUGGCCAGCCCCAACCUCCUGGACGAUAUCAUGUGA
Molecule: messenger RNA, 3234 nt
Organism: Cinclus cinclus
Lineage: Eukaryota; Metazoa; Chordata; Aves; Passeriformes; Cinclidae
Gene: AJM1
Product: apical junction component 1 homolog
Exons: 1
Coding region: 1-3234 (1077 amino acids)
Biological process (GO): cell-cell junction organization
Cellular component (GO): apical junction complex; plasma membrane
Source: RefSeq, a predicted model, not a curated record